This is a messenger RNA of Agrilus planipennis (emerald ash borer), 947 nucleotides long. RefSeq names its product metallo-beta-lactamase domain-containing protein 1. The record is from RefSeq and is a predicted model, not a curated record. The transcript has a single exon. NCBI's taxonomy places the organism in Eukaryota, Metazoa, Arthropoda, Insecta, Coleoptera, Buprestidae. Bases 284 to 898 code for a protein of 204 amino acids.
UUUCAAAUUUAUCGAUUUUAAAGUGUUUUCAGCGAUAUUUUGAUGGUACCUUGGCUGCCAUUUUGAAUAUAUAGUUGGCAUAGUUGUAAAUGAUUUCGGACAUUGAGACUGUAAACACACUUGUCCUUUGGGGUAUACUUUAAACAGAACCAAAGUUAUGGCAACUUAACCUAAAUUAAUAUUUAACCUAUAAAUUUGACGUUUGUUAAAAACAAGGUAAUUUAUCUUACAAUUGUUCAUAAAUAUUCGAAUAAUAUUAAACAAUUUCCUUACAUUAUAAAAAAUGAAUAAUACCAAAUUAACAGUACUAUUUGAAGGAUAUUCAGAUUUGGUAGAAAAUGGUAUGAAUGCAAAUAGUUCAUGCACUUUGUUGACUGGACAAAAAAACGUAAUAAUUGAUACUAUGACUGCUUGGGAUGGCGAAAAAUUAAUAGUGCGAUUAAAAGAAUUAAAUUUAAGCUGUAGUGAUAUUGAUUAUGUAGUCUGCACUCAUGGACAUUCUGAUCACAUAGGUUGCAACUAUUUAUUUUUAAAUGCUACUCAUAUUGUUGGUUUUUCUGUCUCACAUAAAGACUUUUACCAUAAUGUUGAUUUUAAUACUCAACUAGAAUAUAAAUUAGGCGAAUAUGUGAAAGUAGUACCUACACCAGGGCAUACACUUCAAGAUGUAAGUGUUAUUGCAAAAGUGCCUGAUUUAGGGACUGUUGCAAUAACUGGAGAUUUAUUUGAAAAUGAAAAUGAUCUUAAUGAUGAAUCCAUUUGGAUUUCUGCUGGGAGUGAUUCUCAGGAACUUCAAAGGAAAAAUAGAAACUUUAUUUUGUCUUUGGCUGAUUGGAUAGUACCUGGGCAUGGUCCAAUGUUUAAAGUUAAAAAUGUUAAUGAAUUAAAUAUAAAAUAAACUGACUUGCAUAUUUCUAAUUUUUGUUAACUGAUUGAUGAACAGUAAG